UCUUCUUCGUUCACAAUUCAGUUGUCUCCUCUUGGUUGUUAAGCUCAACAAUCGCUCCUUAGGCUGACCCGCACGAAAGGAGAGUAGCUGAGCUCUUCGACUCCUUGUUUCUCCCUUGUUGAUUGAAAUUCAUGAGGAACACCAGCAUUUUUCUGGCAAUCAACCUUCCGUUUGAUUUGAUCAUCUGCGAUUUUAUUAGUAUAAAACGGCGUGCCCCCGAGUCUUGUGGCCAUCUGUAAUCAUUCGGUCGAGAGUUUUGGUCAAGAUCAGUCUAAUCUUUGCUCAAAUAGUGGUUCAAAGAUGUCUUCGUCCAGUGGAACUUCUUCCAUGGAUAUCAACGCUCCAGAGGCGGGGGGUUGGCCAGGAGCUGGUGAAAAGCCGUUGGGGCGAAAGGGAUACGUCAAGUUGUAUUCAGUGAAGAGCAUCCACGGAUUGAGACCCCGGCGCAACUCUCUUUCCGAUUUGGAUUCGCUGAACGUCUCCCCGGUCAGCAGCUUCGCCUCCUUUUUUCGAAAUGGGGACACCACGGAAGUUUCUGCUGCUGAACACGUGCAAACGCUUUUGAAUAGGGGCGGAACCCUGACCGCCAAUCUCAUCCCUUUUUUCGAGAUGGAGGAACUCAUUACCACGAAAAGGGCGAAAGGGAGUGGCGAGAAACGGCAAGGUGGGUCAAGUUCGAGGAGAACGUGGAAAUUGGCGGAAACCGUUGGUCCAAACCACACGUGGGGACCAUUUCUUUGAAAGCCUUGCUCCAUCUUCGUAACAUUCUGACCUCAUGUCCAAUCCAAAUGGACUUGGAGGCUAGCAACUUGGCCGAAGUCACGAGCAUGCUGGUGGCCAACCUCGCUCGGAAGGGUCACCUCAGACCCGAACUUCAAGUGAUCGUGAAAGAAGCCAUCAUGAAACGCCAUCAGCACCAACAUCAACAGCAUCAUAGUGGCCAGCCCCGUUUGCCGUUGAUUCGAUCCAUUGCGGAAAUUGGACGAAGACAAAGUACGAUUCAAGCAACUUCCGAUCUGGGUCUAGGGGGCGCCAGUGAGACAUCGUCGGCAGUUUCGUCCACGAACAACUCUUCCCGGGGGGAAAACGAUCCUUCUCAGGUGAAUACGCACUUCAUGAAAAAAGUACCCAAGGAUUCGGAAGGGAAUAGCAUUUUGAUCGGCGACGUUUGCGAAUUGGACCAUCCCAUAGCGUGCUUCAUUCGCUUAGCCAACGCCGUGUACAUCGGGGACCUGACUGAAGUGGCCGUCCCCACCAGAUUCAUCUUCUUAUUGCUCACGCCAAAGUCGGAAGACUUGCCUGACGUGAGAGAAAUAGGACGUUGCAUGGCCACCAUCAUGUCUGACGACGUGUUCCACGACGUGGCUUACAAAGCGCAAACGCGACGGGACUUCCAAGCCGGGAUCGACGAGUUUCUGGAUCAGGUGACCGGAAUCCCACCCAACGAGUGGGACCCUUCCAUUCGAAUCGAGCCCCCGGCCAUUGUUCCAUCCCAAGAUGCUCGGAAGAAGCCCAUGGCUAUCAAGGAUAAAUCCCCGGACACUCUGGAGGACGAGGAACGACAACAAUUUCAUGACCAGAAAGAGGCGGGAUUGGUCUAUACCACGACCUUGUUCAAAGGACUGUGUAACGACGUGAGGCGUAAAAUUCCUUUUUACCUAUCCGAUUUUCGAGACGGGUUCAACGCCAAGACUGCGGCGUCUGUGGUGUUCAUGUUCUUUGCCGUUUUGGCCCCAAGUAUCAUCCUGGGUGGAAUCUUGGGUGAGAGCACCAAUAACCGCAUUGGCGUGAUUGAAACUCUCCUGGGGAAUGCCAUAGUCGGCAUCGUUUAUGGUCUCUUUUCUGGACAACCCCUCUCCAUUCUGGGCCUUACUGGGCCGGUUUUGAUCUACGAGAAGAUUCUUUUCACAAUGACUGUAUCCUUGGAAUGGGAAUACCUCAACUUCCGUUUGUGCGUGGGCAUUUGGAUCGCGAUUUUUCUUUUCUCGGCCGUGGCUUGCAAUCUCAGCAGUUUUGUAACAUACAUCUCUCGUUUCACCGAAGAGACCUUUGCCGCCCUAAUUGGCGUGCUCUUCAUUUGGGGUGCCAUUAAGAAAUUGUUAUCCAUUAACAAUAGCUACCCACUGGACGCCCCCAAAUGCGCUUGCUCACCCCGAAAUGGAACGUCCGUUCACUUCGAUUGCAAUUUCCUCUACAAUGAUGGCAUGGUGGAACAAGUUACCUUGCCCGAGGCAUGCGAGGAUCCAACCAAUGUCUACUUGAUGAGUGUGAUCCUCUUCACGGCCACAUUCCUCAUCAUCAUCGCCUUGAAACGGUUCAGAUCCAGUGGGUUUGGUCCCACCUGGAUCCGUGGAUACCUCUCAGACUUUGCUGUGAUCAUUGCUCUCAUUGCCAUGACAUGGUUUGACUUUGGAAUGGGCGUUGACACGCCUAAACUGAAGGUGCCAGCCUCAGUUGAACCCACGUGGACAGGCAGAUCCUGGAUCAUCUCUCCUUUUGGACCCAACCCUUGGUGGAGCUCUUUUGUGGCCAUUGGUCCUGCUGUAUUGGGUUCCAUCUUGAUCUUCAUGGACCAACAAAUUACCGUGGUCAUCGUUAAUCGCAAAGAAAAUCUAUUGAAGAAAGGCUGUGGGUAUCAUCUGGACUUAUUCUGCGUGUCUGUCAUGGUGUUGGUGUGUUCCAUUUUCGGGUUUCCAUGGUGCGAGGCUUCCACCGUUCCAGCCAUCAAUCACGUGAAAUCGCUUUCCCAAGAAUCAAAAUCCUCCGCUCCGGGAGAAAAGCCUAGGUUUCUGGGAAUUAUGGAACAACGCGUCACCCAUCUGGUGGUCUUUAUCCUAAUUGGACUGUCCGUCUUCAUCGCCCCUGCUCUGGCUUAUGUCCCCAUGCCUGUUCUGUUUGGCGUGUUUCUUUUUAUGGGUGUGGCCGCUCUUGAUGGUCUUCAGUUCGUAAACCGGAUCUUGAUUGUCCUUAAACCCAAAAAACAUCAACCCGACACACCUUAUUUGCGUCACGUACCCACCAAUCGAGUCCAUGGCUUCACGGGGGUUCAGGUUUUAUGUCUUCUAGUCUUGGCAUGUGUCAACGAAUUACCUUACAACAUGGGCGUGGUCUUUCCCAUCAUGCUAGUCUUACUAGUGUUUGUACGACAAUUCAUCUUACCUCGUUUCUUCGACUUGGAGGACUUGAAAAUGUUGGAUAGCGUCUGGCCGUCAUUCCAACGUUGCCGCGAAUUGGAUAAAGAAGAACGGCUUAAACGCCAAUGCGCGAAGGCUUUGAACUUGGUAGUGUCCAAUUCCGGAAACCUUAAGGUCCCUAUGGCCAAUGGGUGCGUCAUGUCAAUCCCGCUCUCCGCAGUUCAAGAAGAGACCUCCAAGGUUGUAACAGAAUCUCAGUCUAUUGAAACGGACAAAGAUGGGGAUUCCAAGCCCAGAACUCGCCGAAAUAUUUUACGACGACUACGGGGAACCCCGAAAUUGUCCCAAUCCGUGCCCAAGGAUAUUGUGAUCGUCCGUGAGGACCAAAACGAGGAGCCCCAUACUCCAACUUCCCCUGCUGCUUCCGAGCAAGGAUACAUCUUCUUCACUCCAGGCUUACAAGUCUAAGCCGCCCUUGAUAAACUUAACUAGUAAUUUUCACCCAUUGUGACUUCCAACUAAUCGUUUUUUUUUCUUUACUCGACACUUCUCUUCUCUGAGAAAACAGAUAUCUUAUAGUUUCCCGCCAAAUUAAUUUGAGCCAACGCCAUGCUACGGAAGUCGACGUUUAUUUAAUACCAAUAAUGUACAUCAAUUAUCACAUAUUUGUAGCUAAUCGAUUAUCCUAACAAUAUUAUUUUUUAUAUAUUAUGAAAUAAGACUGACAAAGCUAAUAAAGCUGGAUUUAACACA
Tigriopus californicus is the source of this 3887-nucleotide messenger RNA. RefSeq names its product electroneutral sodium bicarbonate exchanger 1-like. The coding region runs from base 789 to 3602 and encodes 937 amino acids. Gene Ontology annotation, molecular function: solute:inorganic anion antiporter activity; monoatomic anion transmembrane transporter activity; sodium:bicarbonate symporter activity. Gene Ontology annotation, cellular component: plasma membrane. Lineage: Eukaryota; Metazoa; Arthropoda; Copepoda; Harpacticoida; Harpacticidae. The transcript has 12 exons. The record is from RefSeq and is a predicted model, not a curated record. Gene Ontology annotation, biological process: bicarbonate transport; transmembrane transport; monoatomic anion transport.